AUCAAUUUACACGGAGCCCUCAGUAAAUAAUCUGUCAAAGGUCCACCCAUUUGACAUUCUGCCCACCCCGCUCCCUGGGAGAAACCCUCCCUUCUCUGGGAGAGACAAACUCUCCCAGGGCGGAGGGCCGGAGUUCCAACCGCGUCCCUGAACUUCGUUUGCUGAAACUUGCUUUCUGCCAACAGCCAUGCUUCGAGUGAUUGUGGAAUCCGCCAGUAACAUACCUAAAACGAAAUUUGGGAAACCGGAUCCAAUUGUAUCUGUUAUUUUUAAGGAUGAGAAAAGGAAAACAAAGAAAGUUGAUAAUGAACUCAACCCUGUCUGGAAUGAGAUUUUGGAGUUUGACUUGAGGGGUAUACCAUUGGACUUCUCAUCCUCCCUUGAGAUCAUUGUGAAAGAUUUUGAGACAAUUGGACAAAAUAAAUUAAUUGGCACUGCGACUGUUGCCCUGAAGGAUCUCACUGGCAACCAGAGUAGAUCACUGCCCUACAAACUCAUCUCCCUGCUAAACGAGAAGGGACAAGACACUGGAGCCACUAUUGACUUGGUGAUUGGCUAUGAGCCGCCUUCAGCUCCACAUCCAAAUGACACAAGUGGGACAGAUGUGCCAGGAAUAGAAGAAGAAGAGGAAGAAGACCAAAGCAGUGAAGACAGGUUGGACAGUACAGUCAGAACCCCUGGGCCCAGGGGGCCGGGUGGGAUGGCGUCAGAAGCCCAGCUUGCUCGGAGAGUUACCAAGGGAAAGAACAACCGGCGGAUGCUGUCCAACAAGCCACAGGACUUCCAGAUCCGCGUCAGGGUGAUUGAGGGCCGGCAGUUAAGUGGCAACAACAUAAAGCCUGUGGUCAAAGUCCACGUCUGUGGCCAGACACAUCGAACAAGAAUCAAGAGGGGGAACAACCCCUUUUUUGAUGAGUUAUUUUUCUACAAUGUUCAUAUGACCCCUUCCGAAUUGAUGGAUGAGAUCAUCAGCAUCCGGGUUUAUAAUUCCCAUUCUUUGCGAGCAGAUUGUUUGAUGGGAGAAUUUAAGAUUGACGUUGGAUUUGUUUAUGAUGAACCUGGUCAUGCUGUCAUGAGAAAAUGGCUUCUUCUCAAUGACCCUGAAGAUGCUAGCUCAGGCGCUAAAGGUUACAUGAAAGUCAGCAUGUUUGUCCUGGGAACUGGAGAUGAGCCUCCUCCUGAGAAACAAGAUCUUGAUAAUGACAGUGAUGAUGUGGAGAGCAAUUUGUUACUCCCAGCUGGCAUUGCCCUCCGGUGGGUGACCUUCAUGCUAAAAAUCUACCGAGCUGAGGAUAUCCCCCAAAUGGAUGACGCCUUCUCACAGACGGUAAAGGAAAUAUUUGGUGGCACUGCUGAUAAGAAAAACCUCGUGGACCCUUUUGUAGAAGUUUCUUUUGCUGGAAAAAAGGUCUGCACAAAUAUAAUUGAAAAAAAUGCGAACCCUGAGUGGAAUCAAGUUGUCAAUCUUCAGAUCAAGUUUCCUUCAAUGUGUGAGAAAAUAAAACUAACUGUAUUUGACUGGGACCGUCUUACUAAAAAUGAUGUAGUUGGAACAACUUAUCUAUACCUCUCUAAAAUUGCUGCCUCUGGUGGAGAAGUAGAAGAUUUCUCAUCUUCGGGAACUGGGGCUGCAUCGUAUACAGUAAAUACAGGAGAAACAGAGGUGGGUUUUGUUCCAACAUUUGGACCUUGUUAUCUGAACCUUUAUGGAAGUCCUAGAGAGUACACAGGAUUCCCAGACCCCUAUGAUGACCUAAAUACUGGAAAGGGAGAAGGAGUUGCCUACAGAGGCAGGAUCUUGGUUGAAUUAAGCACUUUGCUUGAAAAGACACCACCAGAUAAGAAGCUUGAGCCCAUUUCAAAUGACGACCUGCUGGUUGUUGAGAAAUAUCAGCGAAGGCGGAAGUACUGUCUCUCUGCCGUGUUCCAUUCAGCCACCAUGUUGCAAGAUGUGGGCGAGGCCAUUCAGUUUGAGGUCAGCAUUGGGAACUACGGCAACAAGUUUGACACAACCUGCAAGCCUUUGGCCUCAACAACUCAGUACAGCCGGCCUGUUUUUGAUGGGAACCACUAUUACUACUUACCCUGGAGCCACACAAAGCCAGUCGUUACCCUGACUUCAUACUGGGAGGAUAUUAGUCAUCGCCUGGAUGCUGUGAACACUCUCCUAGCCAUGACAGAGAGGCUGCAAUCGAACAUAGAGGCUCUAAAAUCUGGGAUACAAGGUAAAAUUCCUGCAAACCAGUUGGCCAAAUUGUGGUUGAAGCUGAUAGAUGAAGUUGUAGAAGACACAAGUUACACCUUGCCUUUCACAGAAGGAAAACCUAAUGUCACAAUUCUUGAUACUCAGAUACAAAAGUUACGGUCCAGAUCUCUCUCCCAGAUACAUGAGGCAGCUGUGAGAAUGAGGUCUGAAGCCACAGAUAUGAAGGCCACACUGUUAGAAAUUGAGGACUGGCUUGAUAAGUUAACGCAACUGACUGAAGAGCCACAGAACAGUAUGCCUGAUGUUAUCAUCUGGAUGAUUAGGGGAGAGAAAAGACUGGCCUAUGCACGAGUUCCUGCACAUCAGGUUUUGUACUCCACUAGUGGUGAGAAGGCAUCUGGAAAAUACUGUGGGAAAACCCAAACCAUCCUUCUGAAGUAUCCACAGGAGAAAACCAGCGGGCCCAAGGUACCUGUGGAAUUGCGAGUGAACAUCUGGCUGGGCUUAAGUGCUGUUGAGAAGAAAUUCAAUAGCUUUGCAGAAGGAAAUUUCACUGUCUUUGCUGAAAUGUAUGAAAAUCAAGCUCUCAUGUUUGGAAAAUGGGGCACCUCUGGACUAGUGAGACGUCAUAAGUUUUCUGAUGUCACAGGAAAAAUAAAACUCAAGAGGGAAUUCUUUUUGCCUCCAAAAGGCUGGGAAUGGGAAGGAGGUUGGAUCGUUGAUCCUGAAAGAAGCUUGCUGACUGAGGCAGAUGCAGGCCACACGGAGUUCACUGAUGAAGUCUACCAGAAUGAGAGCCGCUACCCCGGGGGCGAGUGGAAGUCAGCCGAGGAUACCUACACUGAUGCGAAUGGUGAUAAAGCAGCAUCACCCGGCGAGUUUACUUGUCCUCCAGGUUGGGACUGGGAAGAUGACGCAUGGGUGUAUGACAUAAAUCGAGCCGUGGAUGAGAGUGGUUGGGAGUAUGGAAUUACCAUCCCUCCAGAUAAUAAGCCAAAAUCCUGGGUUGCAGCAGAGAAAAUGUAUCACACUCAUAGACGGCGACGGCUGGUCCGGAAACGCAAGAAAGAUUUAACACAAACACCUUCAAGCACUGCAAGGGCCAUGGAACAAUUUGAAGACCGCGAGGGAUGGGAAUAUGCAUCUUUAAUUGGUUGGAAAUUUCACUGGCAACAGCGUAGUUCUGACACUUUUCGCCGCAGACGCUGGAGAAGAAAAAUGGCUCCUUCAGAAACACAUGGUGCAGCGGCCAUCUUUAAACUGGAAGGUGCCCUUGGAGCAGACACCACGGAGGACGGGGAUGAGAAGAGCGUGGAGAUGCAGAAGCACAGCGCCACCACUGUGUUUGGGGCCAACACCCCCAUCGUCUCCUGCAGCUUUGACAGAGUCUACAUCUACCAUCUGCGCUGUUAUAUCUAUCAAGCUAGAAACCUCAUGGCUCUAGACAAAGACAGCUUUUCAGAUCCAUAUGCUCAUGUCUCUUUCCUCCAUCGAAGCAAAACCACUGAGAUCAUCCACUCAACCCUAAAUCCCACAUGGGACCAAACCAUUAUAUUUGACGAAGUUGAAAUCUAUGGGGAGCCCCAAACAAUUUUACAGAACCCACCCAAAGUUAUCAUAGAACUGUUCGACAAUGACCAAGUGGGUAAAGAUGAAUUUUUAGGACGAAGCAUUUGUCCCCCUCUGGUGAAACUGAACUCAGAAACAGACAUCACACCCAAACUUCUCUGGCAUCCUGUCAUGAAUGGAGACAAGGCCUGUGGGGAUGUCCUUGUGACUGCAGAGCUGAUUCUGAGGGACAAGGAUGGAUCCAACCUUCCCAUUCUUCCUUCUCAAAGGGCUCCAAACCUAUACAUGGUCCCUCAGGGAAUCCGGCCAGUGGUUCAGCUCACUGCUAUUGAGAUUCUAGCUUGGGGCUUAAGAAAUAUGAAAAACUACCAGAUGGCUUCUAUCAUGUCCCCCAGUCUCGUUGUGGAGUGUGGAGGGGAAAGGGUAGAAUCAGUGGUGAUCAAAAACCUUAAGAAGACACCCAACUUUCCAAGUUCCGUUCUCUUCAUGAAAGUGUUCUUGCCGAAGGAGGAACUGUACAUGCCUCCACUGGUGAUCAAGGUCAUUGAUCACAGGCAGUUUGGGCGGAAGCCAGUUGUUGGCCAGUGCACCAUCGACUACCUGGACCGCUUUCGCUGUGACCCUUAUGCAGGCAAGGAGGACAUUGUGCCACAGCUAAAAGCCUCCCUUAUGUCUGCACCCCCCUGCCGGGAUGUUGUUAUUGAAAUAGAAGACACCAAACCAUUACUGGCUUCUAAGUUCCAGUGCUUAAGCAGCGUUUCAGCAGCACUCAGCAAAAUGGCUUCUCCAAGGACAGUGCAUCUUACAGAAAAGGAAGAAGAAGUUGUGGACUGGUGGAGCAAAUUUUAUGCAUCAUCAGGGGAACAUGAAAAAUGUGGACAAUAUAUUCAGAAAGGCUAUUCCAAACUCAAGAUAUAUGAUUGUGAACUCGAGGAUGUUGCUGCCUUUGAGGGCCUGACAGACUUCUCAGAUACCUUCAAAUUGUACCGAGGAAAAUCAGAGGAGAAUGAAGAUCCAUCUGUGGUAGGAGAGUUUAAGGGUUCUUUUCGAGUCUACCCCCUGUCGGAUGACCCCAGCAUGCCGGCCCCUCCCAGGCAGUUUCGGGAAUUACCUGACAGCGUCCCACAGGAAUGCACGGUUAGGAUUUACAUUGUUCGAGGCUUAGAGCUCCAGCCCCAGGACAACAAUGGCCUGUGUGACCCUUACAUAAAAAUAACACUGGGCAAAAAAGUCAUUGAAGAUCGAGACCACUACAUUCCCAACACUCUCAACCCAGUCUUUGGCAGAAUGUAUGAACUGAGCUGCUACUUACCUCAGGAAAAGGACCUGAAAAUCUCUGUCUAUGAUUAUGACACCUUUACCCGUGAUGAAAAAGUAGGAGAAACAAUCAUUGAUCUGGAAAACCGCUUCCUUUCCCGGUUUGGGGCCCACUGUGGGAUACCUGAGCAGUACUGUAUUUCUGGAAUAAAUACCUGGAGAGAUCAACUGAGACCGACACAGCUGCUUCAAAACGUGGCCAGAUUCAAAGGCUUCCCAUCACCCAUCCUCUCUGAAGAUGGAGGUAGAAUCAGAUACGGAGGACGAGACUACAGUUUGGAUGAAUUUGAAGCCAACAAAAUCCUGCACCAGCACCUUGGGGCCCCUGAAGAGCGCCUUGCCCUUCACAUACUCCGGACUCAAGGCCUGGUCCCUGAGCACGUGGAAACGAGGACUUUGCAUAGUACCUUCCAGCCCAACAUUUCUCAGGGAAAACUUCAGAUGUGGGUGGAUGUUUUCCCUAAGAGUUUGGGACCACCAGGCCCUCCUUUCAACAUCACACCCCGAAAAUCCAAGAGAUACUACCUACGUGUGAUCAUCUGGAACACCAAGGAUGUUAUCUUGGAUGAGAAAAGCAUCACUGGAGAAGAAAUGAGUGACAUCUAUGUCAAAGGCUGGAUUCCUGGUAAUGAAGAAAACAAACAGAAAACAGAUGUCCACUACCGGUCCUUGGAUGGUGAAGGAAAUUUUAACUGGAGAUUUGUCUUCCCGUUUGACUACCUCCCUGCCGAACAACUUUGUGUCGUCUCUAAAAAAGAGCAUUUCUGGAGUAUUGACCAAACGGAAUUUAGAGUCCCACCCCGGCUGAUUAUUCAGAUAUGGGACAAUGACAAGUUUUCUUUGGACGACUACUUGGGUUUCCUGGAACUUGAUUUGCAUCACACAAUCAUCCCAGCAAAAUCAUCAGAGAAAUGCAAUUUGGACAUGAUUCCAGACUUCAAAGCCAUGGACCCCCUUAAGGCUAAAACCGCCUCACUCUUUGAGCAGAAGUCCAUGAAAGGGUGGUGGCCGUGCUUCGCAGAUAAAGACGGCUGUCGCGUGAUGGCUGGGAAAGUGGAGAUGACACUGGAGGUCCUCAAUGAGAAGGAAGCCGACGAGAGGCCAGCUGGAAAGGGGCGGGAUGAACCCAACGUGAACCCCAAGCUGGACCCACCAAACCGACCAGAAACCUCCUUCCUCUGGUUCACCAAUCCGUGCAAGACUAUGCGGUUCAUUGUGUGGCGCCGGUUCAAGUGGGUCAUCAUAGGCCUGCUGAUCCUGCUCAUCCUGCUGCUCUUCCUGGCUGUGCUCCUCUACUCCUUACCGAACUAUUUGUCAAUGAAGAUUGUGAAGCCAAAUGUAUAAUGAAAACAGUGACUUCAAGAGUCAUCUAGCAAUAACGGAUUCUGCCUCUUUUUAUGGAUAAAAUUCAAAUGUGAUUUUGUGUUUGAGACUACAGCUCAGGGCCAUGUUACACUACUUUACCAAGGCUCAUCCAUUCCCAGAACAUCUAAAUCCUGGAAAGUCAAGCCAAUGAGCAACAUUUUUAUAUUCUUGUCCUUUGAAGUAUUAAAAGUUUUAUUUUCUAAAGCCUUAAAUGUUUUUUUCAGAAUAUUUUUCAAGGUGGCUGGUUCCAUUUAAAAAUCAGCUUUUUAUGUGUCUUCUACUCUGUGAUGCAAGUUUGAAAACUGAUGAAACAGAAUUUGAAAAUUUCUGUAUUUUGACAUCAGGUAUUUCCUAUUUGUACCUAAGAAAAAGAACUGUGGAUUAUAAAAACAAUAACUACAGUUACUAUUAUUUAAGCCUGCAACCAUUUUUAUGAUAUUUUGUAU
Molecule: messenger RNA, 6903 nt
Organism: Fukomys damarensis (Damara mole-rat)
Lineage: Eukaryota; Metazoa; Chordata; Mammalia; Rodentia; Bathyergidae
Gene: Myof
Product: myoferlin
Exons: 55
Coding region: 188-6436 (2082 amino acids)
Biological process (GO): T-tubule organization; membrane fusion; plasma membrane repair
Cellular component (GO): plasma membrane
Molecular function (GO): phospholipid binding
Source: RefSeq, a predicted model, not a curated record